UAUACAUCGUACAUGUGAUUGUUUUGGAUAGUAUACUGGCCAAAUCUCAUCUAAAAACAACAUACUUGAAUAAUGAUUAGAAUUUGAUCGGCAUUGAUUUGUAUAUUGAGUUUAUCUAAGCAUUUAUAUUACAAACAUGAACUCGCUGCUUUCCUCAAAUCUUUCUGGAUUAUUUCGGAGAUGCUGCAUCAUUCAGACAACCAGUGCAUGGAGAAAUUAUGCAACGCCGAAGCCGGGAGGAGCUCUUGGGUCAAAGAAAAAGAAACUCGGUAAAUUGGGCCCUGUGGUAGAGAAAAAGGUUAUGCCAGUUGAAACCGAUGCCACAAAACUUGUAAGUUAUGUGUGCGGAAGUAAUUUUAUGAAAACCGGCGAGGAUAUCAAAAUAAAACCCGACUCUGAGUACCCGGAGUGGCUGUGGAAUUUACACGUUGGUAAACCACUAACGCUGGCUGAAAUGGAUCCCGACAGUAAGGCAUACUGGAGAAAAUUGAGACGGAUGGGUCUGCAACGAAACAAUAAGCUGUCGAAGCUGAAAAAGUUUUAAUUUGGUGUUCCAGAAGCUAUAAAUAUUAGAAUAAAAACUUUUUCUGGCUUAGCGAAA
This is a messenger RNA of Topomyia yanbarensis, 601 nucleotides long. It is a transcript of the gene mRpL54, whose product is annotated as large ribosomal subunit protein mL54. The transcript has 2 exons. Gene Ontology annotation, molecular function: structural constituent of ribosome. Bases 137 to 544 code for a protein of 135 amino acids. NCBI's taxonomy places the organism in Eukaryota, Metazoa, Arthropoda, Insecta, Diptera, Culicidae. The record is from RefSeq and is a predicted model, not a curated record. Gene Ontology annotation, cellular component: mitochondrial large ribosomal subunit.